AUGUCCCCAUCCCCGACUGUUCUUGAGGCUCUUCAGUGGCCUACCACCACCCUCGAUGCUGCCGAAGCUCCGCCCGGACCUAAUACGAGGGUGCUCACGACUCUUGAAAUCUGCACAUGGGACAAUUGGUCAGACUUUACCUUUGAUAAUAUCAUGGCUAUUUUUGGAAACCAUUUGAAGAAGGACUAUCUCGGUCAGCGGGAGCCAGUGGCCAUGGAAAGAGACGUGGAGGUCUAUAAUGAAGAGUCCGUUGAUGGUGGGCUGCGCCGAUUCCCGUUCCCAGUUAUCAACAGCGCGUUGGGCUCCUCGACGGAGGUACAAGAAAACGCUCCCUACUAUGGCUACGGAACUAGAGUCAAGGGCAACAGAAUGAAACCUGACUGGUCCUGUACCUCGAAUCUGGCGAAAAAGGGUUCGGGGUACAUCAACCUCGUUCCCGGGGACACCAAAACUAGUGCCAAAUUCAACCCUGACAUGCUUAAAUCCAACUUUAAGGAAUGGAAGAAGGUCGUUACCCAGUUGGCUGCAUACGCUGACGGGCAUCGCGUCCGGUACGGCUUCAUUGUCACUGAUGUAUCGGUGAUUGUUCUCAGGUUUGUGCGUGAAGGCUCUGCGCCUGGCGUGGGCGCGAAUCUCCCCCGGCGGUCAACCAGAAACAAAAGGCCAACCAGAGACCCUACACCACAGUCGUCAAGCGAGGCAGAAAUCACGUCCAGCCAGUCUUCCUAUGGUCGGGGCCAGGACCUUCGUACCGAGUACAAGGCCAUUGACUGGAGUACACACGGACGCGGCAAGCUCACUGCCAAACUCGCUCUUUUCGCUCUGGCAAUGAUGUCUCUGCACGGGGAUAACUAUAUGGCUUGCGGCUAUCCCAAGAUAAACUCGUGGCGUGGUGGACCCGACGGGAUCAGGCACAAUACGUCUGGUGAAUUCCGCAUGAAGGAGGCACCGGGUUAUGAAAUGGACGAGCCCGAGGGUGAAGAUUUUGAAGAAGAAGAUGAGGAAUACGACAAGGAAGACGACAAGGAAGACGAUGAGGACGACGAGGAGGAAGACGAACCACAGAUUAGCGCAACGGUGUCCGUUAUUGGCGACACGGACCAUCUGGCUCUGGAUAUUACGAGGCUCAAGACCGUGAAGAAUGUUGAGUUUACAAAACGGAAAGGGGUCUGGUGCUACAAGGACUGCCGGGGAAAACUCGUGCCCUACAAGAAGGGGCAAUUUGAAUACGAUACGACUCUGAAGCGUUAUGUAAAACAUGGACGGCGGUAUAAAUACGUGGCCAAGAGUCUUCCAGACAUGUAA
Metarhizium robertsii ARSEF 23 is the source of this 1305-nucleotide messenger RNA. RefSeq lists its product as uncharacterized. NCBI's taxonomy places the organism in Eukaryota, Fungi, Ascomycota, Sordariomycetes, Hypocreales, Clavicipitaceae. The transcript has a single exon. The record is from RefSeq and is a predicted model, not a curated record. The coding region runs from base 1 to 1305 and encodes 434 amino acids.